AUGGCUUCGGGAACACCACCCCUGGCUGGUUGGACUCCUGUAAAUCAAGCUGCAGAUGUUGAUGUCGACUGCUCAGAUGCAGUGGUUGUGGCAGCCUUUGAUCGUCAACCACACGAAACACACAUAGAGGGAGCCACAAUAAUUCUUGAUUCUCAACAGACGAUGACAGCCACUGCAAUGACUGCCCCAAAAUCUCCAGCCAAAAAGAAGGCCAAACUGUGCAAAGUCACUGGUGCCAGGAAAGCACAUGCGAAGGGUCUGCUGACAGACGCCAUGUGCCGACAGAAGACUCAGCAGGAUGUAUUUAACAUGCAGCUUGAGGUCCUUGAGGCAACUCUUGUUACGCAGAAGGCCACAACACGUACUCAGGAAGUUCUUCAGAAAGAGGCUGGCCUUCGAAUAGAAAAGCUACAGCUGGAGAUUGCUCUGCUGAAGGAAAAGGAGUUCUUGGGUCUGUCGGGCAUUGAACUGUAA
Messenger RNA from Lineus longissimus, 474 nucleotides. RefSeq lists its product as uncharacterized. The transcript is spliced from 4 exons. Lineage: Eukaryota; Metazoa; Nemertea; Pilidiophora; Heteronemertea; Lineidae. Bases 1 to 474 code for a protein of 157 amino acids. The record is from RefSeq and is a predicted model, not a curated record.